This is a messenger RNA of Colletotrichum lupini, 1209 nucleotides long. RefSeq names its product gibberellin 20-oxidase. The coding region runs from base 1 to 1209 and encodes 402 amino acids. The transcript is spliced from 4 exons. Lineage: Eukaryota; Fungi; Ascomycota; Sordariomycetes; Glomerellales; Glomerellaceae. The record is from RefSeq and is a predicted model, not a curated record.
AUGCCGAAUCCCGAGUCGCUGCCUGACAGGGUUGCUGAGGAGAAUGCUCCUUUGCGCGUUAUCUCCCUCCAGCAACUCGUCGAUGGAGAUGAGGUGUGCCGUGAGCAUUUGCUGAAAGCAUGUACCGAUCUCGGGUUUUUCUAUCUUGACUGUCGGGAGGUUGCUUCUGGCCAGGUCAUGGCAAAUGUACAAUCCAUGUAUGACCUAGCCAUAAGCUUCUAUGAUCUACCUCAAGAUGAAAAGAUGGCGUGGCUUGUGGACCGGGAUCAUGAUGAGCACUUAGUCAUGGGAUACAAACCAGCAGGGCAUGGCAACGGGCCAGUCGAAGGAAAGAAGGACGGGUUCGAAGGGCUUAUGAAGCUUUUCGAACAUCCAAUCUCGAAGAUCAGCGAUCCUUCGACUUUUCCAGGACCUAGUGUGAUCGCAACACAGCUCGACGUGUUGAAAAGUGCUACAGCAAACUUCCGGGAAAUCAGCAUUCUCUUACUGUCUCGACUUUCUGCCGCUUUGGGUUUGAAUGAAGAGCUUGCUUAUCAGCAAUAUCACCGUAAAAACGCCGUUUGCCCAACAGCCUUGGGUCUUCUCAAGUACACCCUCGCAGACGUUGAACCUGAAAAAGUGGGCCAGAUUGCUCAUACUGAUGCUGGAAGUCUCUCAAUCGUCUUCACCGAGGUUGGUGGUCUCCAGGUUCUAAAACCGAAUGAGGAUCAGUGGUACUACAUUGCGCCCAAGCCCGUGCACGCAGUUGUGAACGUCAGCGAUGCGCUUCGCUUCAUUUCUGGGGGACUUCUGGAGUCGAGCUUGCACCGCAUAAUUCCCCACAAGGACGAAGUCACGCGUCACAAGUAUUCUAUUGUUUACCUCUUGCGACCUGAAAUGGAUGCAGAGUUUGUUAACUCGGAAGGUGUUACUUGGAAGGGCCUCGACUGGACGAACAAGAAACAUGCCGUGUUUCGUGCAACAGCCGAGGAGCAAGCCACGGGGACUUACUUGACUGGAAGAGAAGGAUAUGUUGGCUAUUGGGAUCCGGAGGUGGAUAAGGAGAGUGAAACUAUCAUGGGCAUCAAGAACCGGUGUGAUUAUCGUAUAUUGAAAGAGUACUCAGACAACCCUACCUCAUUCACGCGAUCCGUGGACUUCAAUCCCAAGUUACAGGCGACAGCGGAAGGCCAAAAUUCUGGAAUUUUCGCUUUCCUAUUCUCAUUUUGA